CGAUUCCGUAGACUAUAGUCUGUAAAACUUUAACCGACAUGGACGAAUGAUGAGCGUGUCUGCAUUUUGUAAGCCUACAUAAGUUGACAAGCUUUAGACGACAGCAGUUACGAAACAACCUCCAAUUCACUUCAACCCUAAGAGGUGGAGGUUGACCACAGCAUGAUCCUGUAAAAUACGAAGGUUUAUGAUCGAGUGGCCAGGUCUGUGAGGAGCUCGAGUCAUGCUCCAGCCACUGAGGAUCCUUAGCAGAUCCUCAUGGACACUGUCCCGAUCUUGCUCCAGCUAUGUGGCCAGAAUGAGGCAUCUGAACAAGCUGAAAGAGGACGACAAUGCGUGUCGGGUUGCACUGCAGUCUGGGAACAUCUUCCUCUACCACAAACUAGCUCCACUGCUGCAGCGUACCGAGAGUGGAAUAUUCCAGCUACAAAUCCUCCAGACCAGUGAGGUGGAGGGGAUCCUGGAGAAGCUUGGGGGAGAUAAGGAGAUGGUGAAGGAAUCCAUACUGAUCACCUGCAAUGAACAGAACCAGGCACAGUUCUCUUUGGAUGUUGGAGAGCUGGAGCAGGGUGCAGUAGAGGAGCUGUGUGGAGGAAACUUCAUCGAUCUGAGGAAGGCCUUCUUCCUCCUGCAUGGCCCUGAGGCUCCACUGGUGGCUAGAGGGCAGGCUUUGCUUCGGUGGCACCAGUCCAAUGGCUUCUGCAGUGCCACGGGGCAGCCCACCCAGAGAAACCAGUCGGGCAGUCAGAGAGUGUGUCACAGGAGUGGCAUCACCUACUAUCCCAAGAUGGCCCCUGUGGCGAUUGUACUAGUGUCUGAUGGGAAACGGUGUUUGUUGGGGAGGCAGUCUUCCUUCCCACGGGGGAUGUACAGCGCCCUAGCUGGGUUCUGUGACAUGGGUGAGAACCUGGAGGAGACUCUGAGGAGGGAGGUAGCUGAGGAGGUGGGGCUGGAGGUGGAGUCUAUCCAGUACUCUGGGUCUCAGCACUGGCCCUUCCCACAGAGCUCCUUCAUGGUGGCCUGUCAUGCCUUCGUAAACCCUGACAAAACACAGCUGAGUGUAGAUGAGCUGGAGCUGGAAGACGUUCGCUGGUUCACUUUGGAUGAGGUCACCGCUGCGCUCAAGAUCAAGACUCCGCCUCGGAACCCUAAAGGAGAACCACCCACGUUUUGGGUCCCGCCCAGCUACGCAAUAGCCAAUCGACUGAUUCGGGAAUGGGCAGCAAAUAAACAACUCAAAUCCUAGCGGGAUGAGAGGGGAGUUUGUAACCAACACAAGAGUGACAAAGCUGUGGGACUGCAUUGCCUUUUUUUAACAGUUACGUCUCUCUAGAAACCUGGCUUUUAAUUAGCUUGGGAUCUAUUGAACUAACUAGAUAGGUUAGUAACCGUUCAGGGUCAAUUAUGUUUGGUCCUGGUCAGAACUGCACUGUGAUUUGGACGCAUGUCCUAUAUGGAGGAGGCUACAGUGUUUGACCUGAUGCCAUGGCUACUGAAUUUCAUCAGUUAUUUUACUGAUGUACUGUACUGUUAUAAUGUGAGGGCUCAACAAAAAAUCUCAUGUACAAUCAGGAAGCCACUAGUGCCCUGAAAUGUCAGAUGGCUUUCUUUGUAAGUGUUGAAAAAAGUGGCCUUUGCUGACAGAUAUUAACCAUUUUUAAUUUUCAUUAAACUGAUCAAUGACUACCUUUU
Molecule: messenger RNA, 1692 nt
Organism: Osmerus eperlanus (European smelt)
Lineage: Eukaryota; Metazoa; Chordata; Actinopteri; Osmeriformes; Osmeridae
Gene: nudt13
Product: nudix (nucleoside diphosphate linked moiety X)-type motif 13
Exons: 9
Coding region: 224-1246 (340 amino acids)
Molecular function (GO): hydrolase activity; metal ion binding
Source: RefSeq, a predicted model, not a curated record